AUGUUCACAUUCACGCCUCUCCUCGGCGCUCAGUCGUCGUCGAGAGCGUCGCAAUCGAUCUUGGAGCUCGACGGAGGGAUCAAGAUCCUCGUAGAUGUUGGCUGGGAUGACACAUUCGAUACCCUCGACUUAGCCGAACUGGAGAAGCACAUCCCGACCCUCUCUCUGAUUCUCUUGACACAUGCGACACCCGCCCACAUUGGCGCGCUAGUUCACUGCUGCCGAACCUUCCCUCUCUUCACCCAAAUCCCGAUCUACGCAACGAGUCCCGUCAUCGCCUUCGGUCGUACACUCUUACAGGACCUUUACGCCUCCGCUCCACUCGCUGCCACAUUCCUACCCAAGGCGUCGGUCUCAGAGCCAGGCGCAGUAUCGGCGGCAUCGGCGGGGGCAUUGAACGGAGAUGCUGACGCUGCUGGCAGCACAAGCCGAAUUCUCCUACCAUCACCCACGGCGGAGGAGAUCUCGCGGUAUUUCUCUCUCAUUCAACCUCUCAAAUACUCUCAGCCACACCAGCCGCUCCCUUCGCCGUUCUCACCUCCGCUGAAUGGGCUCACACUCACGGCUUACAAUGCUGGCCACACUGUCGGUGGAACAAUAUGGCACAUCCAGCAUGGGUUGGAGUCCAUUGUGUAUGCAAUGGACUGGAAUCAAGCUCGCGAGAGUGUUGUCGCAGGUGCCGCGUGGUUCGGCGGCUCCGGUGCGAGCGGUGCAGAAGUCAUUGAACAGUUGCGAAAACCGACAGCAUUGAUCUGCAGUACGAAGGGAGGAGAUAAGCUGGCGCUAUCGGGUGGCCGCAAAAAGCGAGACGACCUUCUCCUUGACAUGAUUCGGAGCUGCCUUGCGAAAGGUGGUACCGUUCUCAUCCCCACAGAUACCAGCGCUCGAGUCUUAGAGCUGGCAUAUUCAUUGGAGCACUCGUGGCGCGAUGCUGCAUCUGGCGACAAGGGAGACGUCCUCCAAGGAGCCGGGCUAUAUCUGGCUGGCAAAAGGGUCACUGCAACUAUUAGAUUGGCCCGAAGUAUGCUUGAGUGGAUGGACGAAAACAUCGUACGCGAGUUUGAAGCCGCUGAAAGCACAGAUGUCAACAAUGGACAAAGAGCCGGUGGACAAGAUAAGUCUAGCAAAGGCGCAGGACCAUUCACCUUUAAACAUCUCAAAAUCAUCGAGCGCAAGAAGCGACUCGAGAAGCUCCUGUCAGAACCGGGACCCAAGGUUAUCCUUGCUUCUGACACUUCAAUGGACUGGGGCUUUUCAAAGGACUCUCUUCGACAAGUGGCCGAAGGGCCGAAUAACCUUUUGUUGCUGACGGAGUCCUUCCGCAAAGACUUGUCAUCCCAGAAGCAAGGACGUGCUCACGCCCCGGAGACAAUUGGAAGCAUGAUAUGGCAAUGGUACGAGGAGCGCAGAGACGGUGUGGCCCUGGAAAAGGGCUCUGAUGGCGAGCACAUUGAACAGGUCCACAGCAAUGGACGAGAACUGGCCUGGAAGGACGUGGAACGAGCCCAGCUGGAUGCCGGAGAGCAAUUAUUAUAUCAGCAGUACCUUGCGACCAAGCGACAACUGCAAGAUACGUCUCAAACUCUCGGCCAAGAAACUCUUGAUCCGGCUGCAGACGCCCUAGACGAUGGAUCAAGCUCUACCUCUUCAGAAGACUCAGAUCCCGAGCAGCAGGGUCGAGCGUUAAACUUCUCAGCAUCAUUGGCUCAUGCCACUCGAAGCAAACUCGCUGUGAGCGACGAAGACUUGGGUAUCAACAUUCUGCUCCGCCGAAAAAACGUUUAUGAUUACGAUGUGCGCGGCAAAAAGGGCCGUGAGCGUAUAUUCCCUUACGUGGCACCAAGAAAGAAAGGCGACGAAUAUGGCGAGUUCAUUCGCCCCGAGGAGUACCUCCGAGCGGAGGAACGCGAAGAGAUCGACAUGCAACAAAGACGUACGGAUGCCGAGACAAAGUUGGGACAAAAACGAAGAUGGGAUGAAACUGCCGGCUCGAAUGGACGCAAGUUGUCCGGCGGCGCAGCAGGGCGGAAGCGUCCUCACCUCGACGGCAAGCCGCAGGACGCCAACGAAGAUGACAUGAGCCUUGCCUCUGACGGAGAAGACGCCGACGCAGCGAUCGAGUCUGACGGCGAAUUGGAAGCUCAAAGCUUCGAAGGACCUGCUAAGGCAAUUUAUAACGACCAAGCCAUCACUAUUAACGCCCGUAUUGCUUUCAUCGACUUCAUGGGACUUCAUGACAAGAGAAGUUUAGAGAUGUUGAUCCCCCUCAUUCAGCCCCAAAAGUUGAUUUUGGUUGGAGGAAUGAAAGAAGAGACACUUGCAUUGGCAUCUGAAUGUCAAAAGCUACUAUCCGCCAAACCCGGCACUGCCGACUCGGCGUUGGGCACAACUGCCAUGGUCUUCACGCCCGCCAACGGAAAUUCGAUCGACGCCAGCGUAGACACGAACGCCUGGAUGGUCAAGCUGAGCAACACUCUCGUCCGACGCCUCAACUGGCAACACGUGCGCAGCCUUGGUGUUGUUGCUCUCACAGCACAGCUGCGGGGCCCGGAGCAAGUCGCCCCCGAGAUCGAGGACGCCGAAACAUCCGGAAAGAAGAUGAAGCAACUGAGAGACGAAGCAGCUUCCUCUGCAGUCGCCCCCACAUUCGAACUAGGAGACAACAAAGCGUCGGACAGACCAGACGUAUACCCCUUGCUCGACACUCUCCCAGCCAGCAUGGCCGCGGGAACCCGGUCCAUGGCUCGUCCGCUCCACGUCGGCGAUUUGCGAUUGGCCGACCUUCGCAAGCUCAUGCAGGCUGCUGGCCACAUUGCAGAGUUCCGAGGCGAGGGUACGCUCCUGAUCGACAAGUCAGUUGCUGUGCGUAAGUCGGGAACUGGCAAGAUUGAGGUCGAAGCAACUGCACAGUCUGCGGCGGCUCAGUCUGCUCGCGGGUCAGGCAGCUUCCUCGCGGUCAAGAGAAAGAUUUACGAGGGGCUGGCUGUUGUUGCUGGCAACUGA
This is a messenger RNA of Penicillium olsonii, 3003 nucleotides long. NCBI's taxonomy places the organism in Eukaryota, Fungi, Ascomycota, Eurotiomycetes, Eurotiales, Aspergillaceae. The record is from the annotation of a GenBank genome assembly.